Molecule: messenger RNA, 441 nt
Organism: Capronia coronata CBS 617.96
Lineage: Eukaryota; Fungi; Ascomycota; Eurotiomycetes; Chaetothyriales; Herpotrichiellaceae
Exons: 1
Coding region: 1-441 (146 amino acids)
Source: RefSeq, a predicted model, not a curated record
AUGGCGCCCACUCGCGCGCAGCUCCUCUCAACCAGCGACAAGUUCAUCCGCGCAUACAACGAAUGGACCAUUGCCUCGAUCUUAUCGGUGCGUAGCUCUGGAUGCAUUCACCGGACGUUGCCGGCAUCAAGAGCCAGAAAGCCAAAGAACAAUGUCGAGUUCGCGCGAUUCUUGAAGCCUCUCCUGUCCGUCUAUCGAGAGUUGACACUGAGCAACAUCGACGAGGCGGAGACCGUGAUUGACGUCAAAAAGCGGAAGGUCGUGCUGCAUCUGAAAAGUCAUGCUGACACGGACGCCGGCCCUUAUGAGAACGAGUAUUUCUUCAUCUUGACGAUGAGCCAAGACGGAGAUCUGAUCGAUGAAGUCGUCGAGUAUUUGGAUAGUGGGUACACGGAUGAUUUUGCAGAGCGGCUGCAGCAAGCUUCCCGAGGGAAAGACUAG